AUGAUAACAUGCUUGACCAGCGGCUUUACUGCUGCCUACACAGAGAAACUAGUCUUCAAAGCAGCGGAGAGCCUUUGGGUGCGGAACAUGCAAUUGGCUUCAUGGUCCAUUUUCCUGCUGACGUUUGGUGCGUAUUUUUCGGAUGGAACGAAGGUCAUGGAGAAAGGGUUUUUUGUUGGCUGGAAUGUGCUAGUCUGUGUCGUGGUGGCCUUGCAAGCCCUUGGCGGAGUGAUCGUCGCUACAGUGGCAAAGUACGCCGACAAUGUGUCAAAAGGCUUCAGUUCGGCAGUGUCGCUGAUUUGCACAUGCGUCAUUUCAGGCUUCCUAUUCGACUGGAAGCCUUCUCCGGAGUUUGUACUAGGGGCAGGCUUAGUGUGCCUGGCUAUCUGUCUGUAUGCCCAGCGCAAGCCAAGCCCAACUACGAGCCCUUAUAUGCCUGUGAGCCAAGAGGAGCCUAAUGGAAACGUGCAGCCGCAGCAGAUCCCUGGAGCUGAGGAGGAUCCAGAACAACCCGUGAAAGAGGCAACACCAUGA
Symbiodinium pilosum is the source of this 534-nucleotide messenger RNA. The record is from the annotation of a GenBank genome assembly. Lineage: Eukaryota; Dinophyceae; Suessiales; Symbiodiniaceae.